This is a messenger RNA of Fusarium fujikuroi IMI 58289, 1233 nucleotides long. RefSeq lists its product as uncharacterized. The transcript has 2 exons. The record is from RefSeq and is a predicted model, not a curated record. Bases 1 to 1233 code for a protein of 410 amino acids. Lineage: Eukaryota; Fungi; Ascomycota; Sordariomycetes; Hypocreales; Nectriaceae.
AUGUUGCCACCAGCUUUGGUCAGCGUGUACCGCAAGUACAAGAAGCAUACCAAUUCAAUUGCAUCUUGGCUUGCCUCAACCGCUAAAGAAUGCGGAUAUCCCGCCGACCUGCUGUCGAAUCCACCUGCUCCAAAGCAACCAGCCCCUCGACUGAAAGGCAAAGCCAGAGCAGAAGCUAAGAAGAAGGCGAAAGUUGCCCCUCAGGAAAGCACACCACAGAAUGAAGGACCUCGAUACAUCAUUGAGAUCAAGGACUUCGUUCCCCUGGCCGAAUGCAUCUCGGCUUAUAAAAAGCCGGCUCUGUCUGUCCCCGCGAAGAAGGUCCGCGAAGUCCUCAAGCCACAUUCAGAUCCAGUUGGUUCUGGUUCCUCAAAAGAGGCUGAGACCUUGACAAACAAGUUCAAGGAAGUGGAAGUCUACCACCCAUCAGAAAAGUUUCUUAACGCAAAAGACAUUGAAAGACCUGGACCAGCGAAUAAUGACGACGUUAUUUACGAGGCCGAUGCAGGGGACUCAGUCGAUGAGGCUUUUUUUGCAUAUAAACUGCUGUGCGAGGACUUAAACGACAUUAGAACAUUUAUCACCUAUACUUGGGAAAUGCAUAUUGAAGCAGAGGAAGGUGGAGAUAGCAUUGACCCAGGCAUGAUGGCAGUUGUUACCAAUACAGCCAUCGAGUUUGGUUCGACCCUUGCAGAGGACGUAAAGCCCUUGUUAGAAAAGCAUGGUGGGAUUAAGGCUAUGGCUGAUGACCUCAUGAGUGGCUUCCUGAUCGAUCAGGAGGUAGACAUGAACAAAUUCCGGGAGCAGGUCGCAAAAGGAUCUGUCAAUGAGAAGGUAUAUGCCGUCAUGUCGCACUGCUGCUACCACACACGCCUUUCGAUCGAGACCCUCGCACAAGUUCCGUGGAAGGGUUCCGCCGGAAUAUAUCCAGACGGGACCUUUAGUGUUCUUGAUCCUGACACCGGUGGGGAAGAUAAAAGUAUGAGUCAGAGGUUGACGGAGGAGCAGGUGAUUCUUGCCGAGCUCUGGACGGAAGCCAUGGCACUUGUCUAUCAGGUGCCAGACUACCCGUUCUCUGACGAAUUCAUUGGAGGCGUCAAGGAGUUCGAGGAGACAAAACAAGUCCCGUUCAGCGUCAUAUUCGCAGGUCAAGUAAUUCUCGAUGUUACAAAGUCAUCGGCAGUUACGCAGAGUCUUCAGUCGACACUCUUCUCAAGCGAAUCACGAACAUGA